AUGCAGAAGGUUCUAGAAGGUCAGAUGAGCUCUCCCACACCAAAUCCCGAAGAUGUCCGUCAAGAUGUGCGAAAAAUUAAGAAUCAGAUGAAUGAGGUAGCCCCCUCAUGGAGCCAAACUACACGACAUCCAAAGCAGGCAGUUGAAAACAAGCCUUCGCUCCAACCAUGGUUGAUGGAGUCGUUAGCUGAUCUAGGCUUAAGCCUACACACAUUUGUCCUAUCAACCCAAGACAUGAAACCUCAACAGGUGAGAGAUGUCCAAAUUCCGCCCUUCAUCAAUCCUAAUAUUCAAGAAGGGGGAAUAGCUAAAGAAAUGGGCAAAGAGCAGAUACCUAAUGAAGAAAUGGAUCAUAAGAAUGAAGUCUGGGAAGAACAGCUGCAAGCUAUGCAAAAGGCAAACAUGUCUGGUUCAUUGGAUGCUUUCAAUCCUUGUCUAAUGUCAAAUUCGAUCUUACCCCAAAAGCUCAAAGUCCCAAAUUUUGCAAAGUUUAGUGGGUCUGAGUGUCCGCUAGCUCACUUGGGGAUGUAUUUACAGAAGAUGGCCGCAUAUUGUGAUAAUGAUGAUCUGCUCAUCCAUUGUUUCCAAAAUAGUUUAACAGGGGAAGCUCUAAAAUGGUGUCACCAAGUAAAAGUACAUACAUGGAGAGAUCUAGCUCGCGCUUUUAUGACUCAAUAUCGCCAGGAGGCAGUUCUAAUUUCAAAGAGUAGGGAGGAGAAGACGAGCGAUUGCUCUUAUCAAAAGAGGGAGAUGACAGCCCAGAGUUGCCCUAUGAUAGGAAAAGGGAAAGUAGCUUACCCAUAUCCAUGUGUUGCCCAUUUCCCUAAAAGGACCCCCAAGAAUAGUCCUAAUCGGGCAGUCAUCCAAGAGCAAAUUGAAGAUGCAAUCAAUAUGGGGAAAGCAAAGUGCUCGGAGUCAGAACGAAGCCUUGUUAAAUGGGUUGAUAGAAAGAAAAGUAAGAAAGCCCAAAUGACACAAGAGCAAGGUUUUCAGACAGUCUCGCACAUCGAAUCUAAAAGCAACCUCGUUUUUAGACACCAUGAUGAUCAGACUGUACAUGCAAGCACAAGGCCUUUGGUCAUGACCGCCCAUGUUCAAACACAAGAUAGAGGUGUCCAGAGGAAAGUCAGAAAGAUAGACCGUAUCCCGAUGACCUACGCAGAAUUAUUUCCACAAUUGGUUGAAAGACAUCUAGUUGCGCCUACGCCUGGGGCGUUGGUACAGUUCCCUACCCAAGAUGGUACAACCCAAAUGCUUACUGUGAGUAUCAUGCUAAGGCAAUAG
Messenger RNA from Malania oleifera, 1284 nucleotides. RefSeq lists its product as uncharacterized. Lineage: Eukaryota; Viridiplantae; Streptophyta; Magnoliopsida; Santalales; Ximeniaceae. Bases 1 to 1284 code for a protein of 427 amino acids. The record is from RefSeq and is a predicted model, not a curated record. The transcript has a single exon.